AUGACUGAAUGGACCCCAAGUUCGUGGACACGAAAGCCUAUCAAGCAAGAUGUCAUUUAUGAAGAUCGCCAGGGGUUGAAAGACUCCCUCUUGAAGCUGCAGAAACUACCGCCUCUUGUAACAACUCGAGAAAUCAUUCAUCUCAAGGAGAAUUUGCGAAAUGUUGCUCUGGGCAAGGCUUUCGUUUUACAAGGUGGUGAUUGUGCGGAGCUGUUCGACUAUUGUAAUCAAGACAUGAUUGAAGCCAAGGUCAAGCUACUGUUACAAAUGAGCUUGGUGUUGAUUUGGGGUGCCAAUAAACCCGUCAUUCGUAUUGCCCGCAUUGCAGGUCAAUUUGCCAAGCCACGCUCAAGCUCAACAGAAAUAGUCAAUGGCGUGGAAAUGCCCUCUUUCCGCGGCGACAACAUCAAUGGCUUUGACGCUGACCCCCAAUCUCGCCAACCAGACCCAUCUCGUCUGGUCUCAGCAUACUUCCACUCGGCAGCAACAUUGAACUACCUGCGUGCCUCCCUUUCAUCCGGACUAGCAGACCUGCACUCUCCCUUGGACUGGGGCUUGGGACACGUAAUUACACCCUCAAUCAAAGAGAAAUACGAGCACACGGUAAGCGCAGUCAAAGAUGCCCUGCGCUUCAUGCGGACAGUAGGAAUCGACAAAGAUCGCGGUGUGGAAACAGCAGAUAUCUUCACCAGCCACGAAGGCCUCUCACUCGAAUACGAGCAAAGCCUCACUCGACUCCUCCGACACCCGCCCUCCAUAACCUCAGCUAACCCAACCGCCCCCGACUCCGGCUACUACGCAACAUCCAGCCAUUUCCUCUGGAUCGGCGAUAGAACACGCCAACUAGAGGGCGCACACGUCGAGUUCUUCCGCGGCAUUGCCAACCCCGUCGGAAUCAAGAUCGGGCCUAGUAUGACCUCCGAUGAGCUAGUGAACUUGCUGAAUGUCGUCAACCCCGAGCGCGAGAUCGGCAAGGUGACUUUGAUCUCACGAUAUGGUGCUUCGAAGAUCGCAAACUUCUUGCCGGGUCAUAUUGCCGCGGUGCAGGCUUCUGGUCAUAUUCCUGUCUGGCAGUGUGACCCCAUGCACGGCAAUACGCAGAGUACGCCGUCAGGGGUGAAGACACGUCAUUUCACGGAUAUCUUGUCUGAGUUGCGACAGGCGCUGGAGAUUCAUCGGGCUGCUGGCUCGUUCUUGGGUGGUAUGCAUCUUGAGUUGACUGGCGAGGCUGUUACCGAGUGUGUGGGUGGUGCAGCCGGGUUGACUGAGGAUGACCUUGGAGAGCGAUAUACUACUUUCUGUGAUCCACGGUUGAAUGAGAAGCAAGCUUUGGAGCUUGCUUUCUUGGUUGCUGGAUUCUAUCGCGAAGAGUCUGAGUAUUGA
Molecule: messenger RNA, 1383 nt
Organism: Penicillium nucicola
Lineage: Eukaryota; Fungi; Ascomycota; Eurotiomycetes; Eurotiales; Aspergillaceae
Product: 3-deoxy-7-phosphoheptulonate synthase class II
Exons: 6
Coding region: 1-1383 (460 amino acids)
Biological process (GO): aromatic amino acid biosynthetic process
Molecular function (GO): 3-deoxy-7-phosphoheptulonate synthase activity
Source: RefSeq, a predicted model, not a curated record